Messenger RNA from Amphimedon queenslandica, 2183 nucleotides. Its product is annotated as protein sel-1 homolog 1-like. The record is from RefSeq and is a predicted model, not a curated record. Gene Ontology annotation, biological process: ERAD pathway. Gene Ontology annotation, cellular component: endoplasmic reticulum membrane. The transcript has 23 exons. Gene Ontology annotation, molecular function: protein binding. Lineage: Eukaryota; Metazoa; Porifera; Demospongiae; Haplosclerida; Niphatidae. The coding region runs from base 54 to 2126 and encodes 690 amino acids.
GUAGAUAUCUGGUCUCCUCUUAUUUAACGUAUUACUUUUAAUCCACCAAAUCAAUGAAGGCCAUUUUAUUGUUAAUAUUAUUGACUACAUUUCCAUUAAUUAAAAGUGAUGAUUCAAGGCCACAGUCAUCACAAACUUUAAAGAACAACAACAACGAUGAUGAUGAUGAUAAAAAGGUAGAGGGAGGAGAUGAGGUUGAAUUGAGUGACGAAGGCCAACCACCUGAUGGUGUAGGUGGUAACCAUGACGAUGACACCAGUCGCCAUGAUGACUCGGAUCACCAUGACGACAAUCAGUUAAAAGAUAAGACCAAAGGCACAGAAGAGGAGGAAGAGAUGAAACCGACUGACAUUGAAGAGGAGGAGGAACCAAGAGACAGAGAUUAUAGAACUGCACUUGAACUUAUUACUAGAUAUAACUUUGAAGAUAAAGCAAAAGGUUAUGAGCUAUUGAAAGAAGUGGCUAGUGAUGGUAACAAUAAAGCAGUUGAACAGCUGGCAUACGGAUACCUUUAUGGACAUGUCCUUAAGAGAAACUUUAGUAAAUCUUUUGAGUUGUUCACUAAACUAUCAAACAAAGGAUAUCCUUCAGGACAACAAGGUUUAGGGUUUUUGUAUUCUCUUGGCAUUGGAGUAAACUCAAGUCAAGCUAAAGCAAUUUUGUAUUAUACAUUUGGAGCACUGGGAGGAAACAGUUUUUCACAAAUGAUAUCAGGAUAUCGUGCUUUUCACGGUGUGGCUACUCCCCAAAGUUGUGAAACUGCUUUAUCAUAUUAUAGGAAAGUGGCCAGUAAAGUUGCUAAGGAUGCUUCCAUAUUUGGAGGGUCACACACUAUCAGUAAAAUAAGACUGAUAGAGGAAGACGAAGAAUCUAGUGUGUUUGCUGGUAUCACGGAUGAUGAGGUCGACCAUUAUAAAGACGUGUUUGCUGACAGUGGUGCACAGCUAUCCCUUGGACUUUAUUACUUAUUUGGGCUGGGCGGAGUUGAAAGAAAUUUACCACUAGCACUUGAUCUGUUGCAAAGAGCUGAUUCCCCAAUUGCUUAUGGACUCAUUGGAAGGAUCUACGCUGAGGGGAGCCCACCUGAGAUACCUCAGAGUAACGAGACGGCCAUUAGGUAUUUUAAAAAAGCUAUUGAACAUAAAACAGCCGAAGGCUACACUGGACUGGGUAUUAUGUACUUCUAUGGCCUAGGGGUUAAAAAAGAUUAUACUCAUGCAAUGGAGUUGUUCCAGACAGCUGUCGAUAAAGGAUCACCCGAGGCUCACCUCUACCUGGGGAUGGGAUACUUAUACGGGUUAGGUAAACAGGCCAAUCCAGUUCGUGGAGUGUCCAGUUUACAGAUAUCAUCAUCUCAAGGAGGUCAUAUAUUAGCCCAGUUUCAUUUAGCUGAGGCGUUAACUAAAGGAUUGACAGGAAGAAAGAAUUGUAAUCAAGCAGUAGAAUUGUAUAAAUCUGUUUCGGAGAGGGGGAAGUGGGCGUGGCUACACAGGGAAGCAUAUCAUUUAUACACAACAGGAGACGCUGACUCAGCAUUAUUGAUGUAUUUACAUUUGGGAGAACUGGGCAUUGAAGUGGCGCAAUGUAACGCUGGGUUUAUACUGGAGGAAGAUGAAACUAGUGUAAUGUUAAAUAAAACUGAAAUUUUAAAGAGAGCACUAGUAAUGUGGAGCAGAUCAGCAACACAAGGUUACAGUGCUGCUCGUGUUAAAUUGGGUGAUUAUUAUUAUUACGGGUAUGGGACAGAGACGGACCAUGUACUAGCAGCUGAACAAUAUCGGCUAGCAUCAGACCGUAUGGGUAACGCACAAGCCAUGUUUAAUCUGGGCUACAUGUAUGAAAACGGUAUUGGGUUACAAAAGGACUAUCACUUGGCAAAGAGAUAUUAUGAUUUGUCGUAUCAGUCCAGCCCUGAGGCAGCUGUUCCUGUCAAUAUUGCACUCCUUAAACUCAACGCUUUAUUCUAUUAUGACACCAUAUUAAAGGCAGUGCAAAGUAGUGAAAGAUACAAUUCUUUAUUUGAUAAUGUGUUUAUUGCGUUGCUAGGAGACGAGUGGGACAUUUACAUAAUAGCUAUUCUCUGUGUAUUUCUAGCUCUCCUGGUCAGGUGGUACAGGAGAAGAUGAACUAUUUAUCAUUACAUUAUAGCUUCACUUUCUAAUUUGAUGCCAUUUUAAUUUGAA